Molecule: messenger RNA, 2006 nt
Organism: Nymphaea colorata (pocket water lily)
Lineage: Eukaryota; Viridiplantae; Streptophyta; Magnoliopsida; Nymphaeales; Nymphaeaceae
Exons: 13
Coding region: 244-1671 (475 amino acids)
Biological process (GO): maturation of SSU-rRNA; protein phosphorylation
Cellular component (GO): preribosome, small subunit precursor; nucleus; cytosol
Molecular function (GO): ATP binding; protein serine/threonine kinase activity
Source: RefSeq, a predicted model, not a curated record
UUGAACAGUUUUACCCGAUCGCCGAUUGCUGUUAGUGUUAACCCCUAACACGAAACUCUCCCUCUCUCUCUCGAUUCCGCGCCCUCCACUCAGCCCCACCCGAAAGAGGAAGCGGCGACGGGGCUCCGGCGAUUUCCGCCUCCGGCCAAGUAGACGAUUUCCCGUCAGACGGCGUCAGAGCCAGUUGCCCUCCUCUGCCACUGGUGACUGGCUUACUUUGCCAGAUAAGGAGAAAAGGGAGCAAUGAAGCUGGACGUGAACGUUCUAAGGUACCUUUCCAAGGACGACUUCCGGGUCCUUACCGCCGUCGAGAUGGGCAUGAGGAAUCACGAGAUUGUACCCGCUGAGCUCAUCGACCGAAUUGCUUCUCUCAAACACGGAGGCACAUACAAAGUGUUAAGAAAUUUGCUCAAGCAUAAGCUGGUGCAUCACGACUCUUCCAAAUACGAUGGUUUUCGCCUGACCUACCUUGGCUAUGACUUCCUUGCGAUCAAAGCUCUCGUCAAUCGUGGAGUAUUUGCUGCCGUCGGAAGACAGAUAGGCGUAGGAAAAGAGUCAGACAUAUUCGAGGUUCAAACAGAAGAUGGGAAGGUUUUGGCUAUAAAGCUGCACAGACUGGGUAGAGUUUCCUUCAGAGCUGUGAAAUCCAAGCGUGACUAUUUGCUGCAUCGCAGUAGCUACAAUUGGCUCUACCUCUCAAGACUUGCGGCCUUCAAAGAAUUUGUUUUCAUGAAGGCAUUACAGAAACAUGAAUUCCCUGUUCCAGAAGCGGUGGACUGCAACAGACACUGUGUUGUUAUGUCCUUAGUAUCUGGAUAUCCACUUGUCCAAGUAAAGCAGCUGCAAAAUCCAGAGAACGUUUUUGAUACGAUUGUCGGUCUUGUGGUUCGUUUAGCAGAGCAUGGGUUGAUACAUUGUGACUUUAACGAGUUUAAUAUAAUGAUUGAUGACAAUGAAAAAGUAACCAUGAUAGACUUCCCUCAAAUGGUCUCUGUUUCUCAUGAAAAUGCCCAAAUGUACUUUGAUCGUGACGUUGAUUGCAUUCAUAAAUUUUUCAGUAAAAGGUUCCAUCUUUCCUUGGAAGAGACGGAAGAUAAUCAACUUGAUAACUCUGAGGUAGAUGCAUGUGAAAGUGGAAGACCCUGCUUUUCUUCAAUAGCUAAGGAGGCUGGUUUUUUGGACAAGGAGUUAGCUGCUAGUGGGUUUGCGAAGAAAGACCAGGAUGAGAUUGAAAAGUUCAUCCUAGAUGUGAUUGAAAAUCCAGAUGACUCACGGUCUGAGGAUGAGACUGAAGAUGAUGUAUCCAUUAAAGAUGAACAAAUUGAUUCUCUUGUUGAAUCUUCACAUUCAUUGCAUUUGACAGCUGAGUUGAAUGAAACCUCUCAUCAUAAUGAUGAUUUUGAAGACAAGGAUAAUUCUGUGGACUGUGAUUCUGCUCAAGGCCAAGCCUUGGGGUCUGCGCUCGUGAAGGAGAAGGAUGAAGUGGUUGAUGGUGAUGAUGAUGAUGAUGAUAAUGAGGCUAUCACAGCAAAACUGAACAAGCAGAGAAGACGAGCUGUAGCAGCUGCUCGUCGUGGUGGGAAAUCUCUUUCUUCUAGAAAUAUGUACAAAGAUAAGGGGGGCAAGAGCUCCCACAACUCUAAAGUGCAAAAGACGACAAAGUUUUGGUGAUCACUGCCCAACAAUUUCUGGUUGAUAAAGGUUUCAGCAGUUUUGCAGUCAGGUUUAGGCCAACCAAUGUGAUGGAAAACAUCUGAGAGAUUGAAGGUAUUCCCUAGAACGCAUGUAGGGGUAGAGGAAAGUGAUAGGCGGCCUCCAUAUGAAGUCCUGGCGACAUAUUUUGUUCUAUUUACUGAUUAUGUUAUCUCUUGUAUAUACGUCCCAAUUAAGUUUGAGGAUUUGUACGUGCAUGAAGAGAUUGAGGUAUCAUUCUUUCCCGGCGUUUUGAUUUAUAAGUUGUUUGAAAUUUUAUUAAUUGAAAUUUUGGAAAUGUAAUACCUUGGUAA